AUGAAGACCUUUGGCCGUGAAGUGCGGAACUUGGCAUCCAGGAUCGAUCGAAGUGAUGAGCGCUAUCUGACGAUGAAAUCGGAGCUGGAAAAGUCUCAUCAGGUAUUGUGCUCUGCCUUGCAGAGAGAUCUUUUGAGUUGCCAAGCAGACCUCCAGAAGCUUCAGGCGAGCCUUGACGAGGGCAAGAAGGAGUCCGAGGUAUCUUUCCAGGCGCAAGCCGAGCAGCAGGAGAAGUACAACUUGGAUUUGCAUGAAAGAGCGGUUGCCCGAAUGGAUGAGCACCGGGAGGAAUUUCAGUUGGCGCAGCAGAGAGUUCACAAGGAACUGGAACAGCUGGAAGCUUGGAUGGUUAGACAGCACUCGAAUACAAUCGAAUACAUUGGUCAUGAUGACAUCAUGCCCUGUGAUAUGCAGCUUAUGACCUUAUGUUUGUUCGCGGGUCGACGCAUCUUUACAGAUGCUUGGGUCUGUGCCACGGCUGGACAUGAUUCAGCCAAAUCAGAUCAAAGAGCAGAGCAGUCAAGGUAUGUUCGAGGCAUCCGCGCUAGAAAGUGGAGCUUUCAGUUGGGACAAAGCUACAUCGUUGGACGUUCAGGGGGCUGUGUCGACAUCGAGAUUGAGCACAAUUCUUUAUCUCGGAAGCAUUGCUCCCUGGCGAUCACACAGGUAGAUGAUGACCUGAUCCUCGUAGCUUUGGACCAUGGAUCCACCAACGGCACCUUCAUCAACAAGUCCCGACUCGAAAAGGGAGUUGGUCUGAAGAUGAAAGUGGCGGACGUCAAGCAUAUGGUCUUUGGUGAAUGUGAAAACGGCUACAAAUUCCUGGUCAAAGAACAGGAGGAAAGUUUGGUUGAAAAGCCCAAGGCACAGAAAGCGCAGGGAACUGGUGCUUCAGCUGGUCCAUCACAGUGCGAUCUCCACGUGGACGCUUGGACCAGGGGAAACACCGACGCUGAAGCUGGCGCCGGCGCUGGCGCCGCGGCGAAGAGGAAACGUGGCCCCGGCGGCUCCGGUGGCCCCGGCUCCGCCGGAGGCGGCUCCGGAGGUGGCGCAGGAGGUGAGAAGAACAAGGCAGGUCCUAAUCGCCGAGAGCGAAGAGCAGCAGCGCGCGGCGAGGCGCCCCGGCCAGAUGCCUCGAAGAGCUCUUGGCGCUCGGCAGCACCUGAGGCGCUGGCGGAGCGCGUUUCCAAAAAAGCCAGGCCCAGGGGCGACUCCAAGCAGGAUGCCCUUGACAUUGAAUGGCCAGAAGAAUGGAAAUGA
Molecule: messenger RNA, 1260 nt
Organism: Cladocopium goreaui
Lineage: Eukaryota; Dinophyceae; Suessiales; Symbiodiniaceae
Source: the annotation of a GenBank genome assembly